AUGGAACACGAGAAAAAGCAUGUGAUAACCGGAGGACUUAAGCUGAAGAAAGGAGAUCUCUUCAAGAAGAAGAAAAAGAAAGUCGAUUUGAAAGAGGUCGAUUUAACAAUAAAAAAAGACGGUACAUCCUCGACGACAAAACUAACAGAAGCGGAACGAAAGUUCAAACAACGACAAGAGAAAACGAUGUUUGAACGAAUGCAAAAGAAAGCCGUGGUCUCCCAUCGAGAAAAGGUCGAACAAUUCAACAAACAGAUGAGCGAGCUUACCGAGUUUAACGAUAUCCCGAAAGUAUCUUGGACCAAA
Mesorhabditis belari is the source of this 306-nucleotide messenger RNA. The record is from the annotation of a GenBank genome assembly. Lineage: Eukaryota; Metazoa; Nematoda; Chromadorea; Rhabditida; Rhabditidae.